AUGGAAGAAGAAUCCAAAAUGUACGGGGAUAUUGUUAUUUUGAAUAUCACAGAGAACAUGAAUCAAGGAAAGACGUUUGAAUAUUUCAAUUGGUUUGCUAAGCAUAGGGAGGAUAAUUAUUUGCUCAAAUUGGACGAUGACACCUUCCUCCACCUUAUUCACUAUUACCGUGACCUUCAAGACUUACCGAGAGAACGUGCGUACUAUGGCAAUGCUUUAGGGUAUGAACAUGAAACAUACGCGUAUAUGGGAGGUGCAGGAUACACACUCUCCCGCGACCUUGUUAUAGACAUUGUCAGAUCAAACUGGGUUAAUUCAAACGUCGAAGGCAAUGAGGACUGGCUAGUAGGUGAGUGGGUGUGCCACGUAGCUAGGGAGAUGAAAUAUUUUGUGCAUUAUGUCGGCUUUACAAGUUGGGUACCCAGCCGCCAAAAUCCCAUUCAUGACUUUGAUGAGAAUCUGGAUCUCCAUUUCCUUAGCGAGACCAUCAUGAUCCAUCAAGUAAAGAAUAUUGAAAAGUUGAAAGCCAUUAAGGAUGUGUAUUCUGAAUACGAAGAGGGAUUUCCAAUAGUCAGAGUCAUUCGGAAUUCAACGGUCGAAGGCCUGGCUACAAAGAGGGAGGUUAUUCCAAGAUGCUGGACCGCGCUUGAAAUAGAACAGAUCUGGGAUCAAUUGCAAAGUACCUACAAGAACUGUAGCAGUGUUCUUGGUGAUGCACCUGGUGGUGCUUUUGGUGGUGCUUUUGGUGCCGCUCUUGGUGUCGCUCUUGGUGCCACUCUUGGUGGUGCUCUUGGUGGUGCCCUUGGUGGUAUGUUUGGUGGUGUGUUCAGUGGUGAUGCCUAUAGUAGUGGUGCUCCUGGUAGUCUCAAUGGUGGUGUUUUCAAUACUGGUGUUCUUGGUAGUAUUAAGUUUUGA
Molecule: messenger RNA, 915 nt
Organism: Dentiscutata heterogama
Lineage: Eukaryota; Fungi; Glomeromycota; Glomeromycetes; Diversisporales; Gigasporaceae
Source: the annotation of a GenBank genome assembly